CCCCGCCCCCGCACUACAUCUCCCAGCGGGCCCCGCGCCGCGCACGCGCAGUGCCAGAGCCGCCGGCCGGGAAGCGGCAGCGCCGGGAGCCGCCGGGAGCCACGAUCCCCCAAAAGAAGAUGGUGUAAAGCCAGCCAGCGCAGCUGCUACGUGCCCAGACCCCAGGAAGGAACAUGGCAGCGGCUCAGGGAGCAGGAAGCAGCGUGGCCGGGCCGUCCGGAGCCCCCGCCUCUGUCCCGGGGCACGGCAGCACCCCGGUGGUGGCGGUGUGGGAAUGGCAGGAUGAAUUCGGCCGGUGGAGGCCGUACCGAGGCAACGUGUGCAGCUACAUCGAGCAGGUUCUCCAGGCCUCUCAGCAGAAGGGCCGGCGUUCGGGGUCGGGCCUCGUCAGCAGCAUCCCUCUGGGACACGCGGAUGCCGUCUUGGCCCCCUACGUCAUCGACAUCCCGAGCAUGACGCAGUUCCGGCAGGACACAGGGACGAUGCGGGCGGUCCGCAGGCACCUCUUCCCCGGGAGCUCGGCGGCCGGGCAGGGCAUCGUCUGGGAGUGGCAGAACGACGAAGGCGGCUGGUCCCCCUACGAGAUGAGCGUCUGCGAGGUCCUGGAGCAGGCCCGUGCCACCAACCACCAGCGGGUCGAUCUGGCGCCCUUCGGCUACAACUACGACGUCGACCUGGUGGCCCAGGUCCAGACCAACAAGACCACGAGGUUCCGCCGCGGCGUGCAGCGCCGCUUGGACUCCCCGUACCCGGUGACGUCUGCCUCGGCCCCCGGCCACGCCGGGGUGGGUUGCUCUUGCCAGCAGUGCUGGCUCAACGGGGGGACUGGCCCCAUCACCACGCGGUACCGGCACUCCAUGACAAACUUCCCCAACUCCUCCGCCACGCAUCAGGUUUCCGGCAGGACGACGUCCGCCAGUUCUUCCGGCGUGGGCUUUGUGCCCUACAACAAACCGACUUUGUCCGCCGUGAGGUCGACGCCGAGACUCAACGCGCAGAGCACCUGGGCUUUGCCUCAAGCUGGGGGCCCCAGCACAGGACUGUCCGCACCCAACGGAGUCAGUGCCCCGAGCCUGCCGGUCAAGAUGUCCAAACCCAGCAAAGUGAGCCAGGCUUUGGCAGGCAUGACGGCUAUUCUGAUGUCAGCCGCUGGACUCCCCGUGCACCUCACCUGUGUGCCGCAAGCUGCCAGCACCCAUAAAGCCACUAAAAAACACAGCUCAGUUAAGGAGGGGAGGAAAGUGUCCAAGAAAGCGACGCUGACUGAGCCAGAAGCGGUGGUGAGGAAGUACCUGGAGGAGCUGAAGGGCACUCCUGAUGAGGACUGCAUCAUCUGCAUGGAGAAGCUGGCCUCCCCCUCGGGCUACGGCGACGCGUGCGAGUGCAGCACAAUCAAGCCGGAGAUGGUCGGACGCCUGACCAGCUGCCAGCACUCCUUCCACAUGCUCUGCGUGCUGGCCAUGUACUCCAACGGGAACAAGGACGGCAGCCUGCAGUGCCCCUCCUGUAAGACCAUCUACGGAGAGAAAACCGGUACUCAGCCCAAGGGGAAGAUGGAGGUCUCCACUUUCCCCCAGUCCCUCCCUGGCCACAAGGACUGUGGGACAAUCCAGAUCGUGUACCACAUCAGCAGAGGCAUUCAGGGCCCCGAGCACCCCAACCCCGGGAUGCCUUACACAGCAAGAGGCUUUCCUCGCUACUGUUACCUGCCAGACAACGAGAAAGGCAGGAAGGUCCUGGAGCUCCUGAAGGUGGCCUGGAAGCGACGCCUGAUUUUCACAGUGGGUACCUCCAGCACCACCGGCGAGAGCAAUACAGUGGUGUGGAAUGAGAUCCACCACAAGACGGAGAUGGACACAAACCUGAGCGGCCACGGCUACCCUGACCCCAACUACCUGGACAAUGUGCUGGCAGAGCUGGCCGCCCAGGGCGUCACCGAGGACUGCCUGAGGAAAUGAGCUGGGGCUGGGGGGCGGUUGUGCCGUGCACAUCUCGGGGCCCCCAGCCUGGGAGCCCACCCAGUGCACUUAUUCCUGUUGCCUUAAGUUCCUACGUCUGACUGCCUGUCACACUAAGCAAUAACACUGUAACGCAGGGCUCCUG
Messenger RNA from Oxyura jamaicensis (ruddy duck), 2103 nucleotides. RefSeq names its product deltex E3 ubiquitin ligase 2 (gene DTX2). Gene Ontology annotation, cellular component: nucleoplasm. The coding region runs from base 174 to 1958 and encodes 594 amino acids. The record is from RefSeq and is a predicted model, not a curated record. NCBI's taxonomy places the organism in Eukaryota, Metazoa, Chordata, Aves, Anseriformes, Anatidae. Gene Ontology annotation, biological process: protein ubiquitination; Notch signaling pathway. Gene Ontology annotation, molecular function: zinc ion binding; ubiquitin protein ligase activity. The transcript is spliced from 10 exons.